AGCGCUUCUGGCGGUUGAUACACGAGUGUAGUCCAGUACUCAUUCAUUCAUCCUACAUAUAUGUACAUAUAUACUUGAGACAUAUAUAUGUACAUAUAUAUCGGAUAGUUGAGUAGUCUGAGUACGCAACAUCUACAUACGAUAGAUAGCGAGUAGGUAUCAUCACAUCUAAGCCUAAAAGUGUUUAGCAGUCGGACUCUCACACCAGCGCAGCACCAGCGCAUCAGCACACGGGCACUGCACGCACACAGUGAAGGCGCACACGGACUCAUACAUUAGUGCCGCGGUAAUGUCGGGAAGUGACAGCCCAACGUUUUUUCACGGCCAACCUUGGUCCAGCUGGAUCGAAAGAAUCGGCAGAGACAAGCCACUGAGUGAUGAGGAACCAGAAGCUGAACCAGCGAGCUCCGUUACUCGCCUCUCGGCAGAUGACAUUGAUCUCUAUGGAUUCUGCCCGGAGAGAGACACAUUCUAUGGCGUCGUCUGCGAAAUUUGCAAUGCUAUCGUCAAACCUCAGGCUCUCAUUCAACAUAUGGAGAGCCGACAUUCAUCAGGAACAGUCAACUUACCACCGCCAUCAACACCAGCGUCUAAAACCCCCGUGAAAACCCCAUAUUGCAAAGUCUCGAAGCUCACAAAAAAGGGUCAGCCUACGACGCCCUCCUCGGCAGGGACCGCCGCCGGCGGGGGGACUAGUUCAAACACGAGCAAUUCGAAAAUCAACCACUCGUCUGUCAAAAGAAACGCCGAGCAAGCGAACCUCCAGCAACCGGCGUUGGCAAACGCGUCGCCACGGUCUCCGCUUGAGCCAAUCGGGAUCUCCGGGAACUCAUCAGUCAGCGGGGUGCCCUCCAGUCCUGUCAAAAGCCCCGGCAGCAACGGGAACAGCAACAGCAGCAACAACGGCGCCGCGGCAAACUCGAUCGGCACGUCUGCGUCCGCGACAGGGCCUGGCCAGAGGCGGAAACGUCUCAAAGCAGACCGCGGGCUCGUCAAAGACCGCGAGUACGACCCGGACAGGCACUGCGGGGUCUGGAUCGAAGACUCGGGGAAAACCUGCACCAGGUCCCUCACCUGCAAGGCUCACACGGUCUCGUUGCGCAGAACAGUCAUCGGUCGGAGCAAAAGCUUCGACAAGCUCCUCGCAGAUCAUCGGGCUUCGAAGGAGCUCCCGAAUAGGACACCGAAAGUAACCGUCACUGGGACCGUCACCGUAUCCACGGCUUCUGUGUCCGCAUUGACCGGAAGUUCCGGGGCGACUGCUGGUGUUGGUGCUGUUGGAACCACCGCCGACACAGAUGCUCCUGGUUCACCGCCUGUUUUAUCUCUGCCGGACACUUAUCCACUGCCAAAGGCUGUUGAUUUGCUUUAUCGGUGUCUGGCCCCGCAUGGCUCCACUAAACCUACUAAACUGGAAGAGGAUUUUGCGAAUGAGGAAUUAAGACUGGAGGCCUCAAGGUCAGCUGCUGCCACUGCUGCCACGGCAUCCUCAUCCCCGUCAACUGCCCCAUCAUCAGCGUCAACCACAUCCAAGUCAAUGCUGCCGCCAAUAUCCGUGGUCCUGCCGUCCCUGUCGCCGUUGGCCAACGACACGCCUCAACACAUAGCAACACUCAUUCCCGUCACCUCGAGUCUCUCCUCGGUUGUUUCAGCGUCGCUGGCGGCUCCCCAAGCCCAGCUGCCCAGUACCGUGCUCGAGGGAGAGACCACUGGGGAUGACGAGUCCGAGAGCAUGACUCUCUACUCGCCAGUCUCAAUCUUCAAAGACACAAAGUCCCAGGUUGUCAUGCAAGUCCCUCGAUCCAACAACACCAUCACCGCCAACAACUCCAUCAGCAACAGCACCAGCUUGCUCCAGUCGCCUGUGCAACACCAGUCAUCAGCAGCAACAGCAUCAUCGUCCAGAAACAGUUAUCAAGGCUCGUCGAUGCCCAGUCUUGCAUUCGAUGACCAACUGGAGCACCCCAAGCUCGCCAACGGCAAAAGGCUCAACAACAACACCAACAGCAACAGCAACAUCAACACGAACCAUAAUAAUUCUCUUCUUCUCAGUCCCAUUGGCAGUAGCAGCAGCAGCAGGUCCUCCAAGCGUAGCAAGCAUGACUACCAGGCGGAAUUCCCUAGAGCUAUCCAGGUAGAAGCAACCACAACUUCUACGCCCUUCUCAUCACACUUCAGUGAUAUCGCCUGGUCAAAUUGCCAUCCGGAACCUCUCGCGGUCAGCCGCUGGCUCCGUAUCACCUCCAGCCGUAAGCAGUACAACUUCAAUAUUCACUGACAUAAGAUCCCACCCACUCCGGGCUGAGGACUCGAACGUGCAGCUGCUGAUAAUGAUGACCGUAUGCCUUGUUUGCUUCUUCGCCAGUUACUGCAGUGCCGAGUCCAAAGCCCGUCGAGUGGGGUCACUAACAUUCGUCAUAAUCAUAACAAUCAUCAACUCUAGCUUUUUUUUUUUUUUUUUUUUUUCAAUUAUCGCUAUCACUACUAUCAAUAUUCAAGAGUUUUAAAUUCAAAUUAAAAUAACUUUUUAACAAAUGACGAUUGAAUUGAUUUCUUCCGGGCUUUUUUUAAAAUUAUUAUUGGGAUUUAGUGACUUUUAAUUCGCAAAAAAAAUUAUUUUAAAUGUGCAUGACUGCUGUAUAUAAUCACGGCUUAGAUUGUUUUUUAAUAAUGUAAAUAUUUAUUAUUAUUAUUAUUAUUUUUAUUAAAUUGACACUAGGAGUUAGUUACGAGUAAAAAUUACGUCGCGAAACAUUCGUAUUAGAUGUUUAUAUUUUUUUAUUAUUAAUGUGAUCUCUUUGUUUUUUUUUUGUCUCUGUCAUUAAUUAUGCACGCGGAUUAGUAUAAAUUAAUAAUAUUAAAUUUUUUUUACUUUAAAUGAGUACGGGUAUUAAAUAAUUAACAAAAACACUCCAUUUUUAAAAAAACUUACAUAUAAUUUAAUUAAAAUUGCAUUUACGUUAAAAAAUUAUUAUUAUUAUUUAAUUAUUAAAAAUAAUUGCAUCGAAUUAAUAAUUAACCGCCUAAAAAUUUUAACACUUAUAAUUUAUAACUUACGUAUAACAAAAAUAUAUAAUUAGAUAUAAUUAUACAUAAAUUAAAUAUUCGAGGCUAUUUGUUUGUAAUUAAAUUAAAUAAUAAUAAUAAUAAUAAUAAUGUAUAAUUAUAUCUAGUUAUUAAUCAGUCUAAUUAAUAUUAAGGUAUCUUAAUAUUAAUCACAAAUAAAUCGAACAAACAAUUAAGAAAAUUAAGUCCAUUCAUAAUUAACGAUUAACGAGUAUUAGUUAUUGCUAGUAUUCAUUUAAUAAAUAUGUCCCGUGUGAAUUAUUAUUAUUAUUAUAUUUAAUUAUAAAUGCUCAAUAAAAAUAGACGAAUGGCAAUAACGUCAAACAUAUAAAUAAAUAUAUCCCACACGUUAAGUCAAGUCAGUUAUGUAUGUAAAAUAAUUUAUAAUAACAGUAGUGUUUGUAAUUAUUAAUUAUAUUAAUUAUUGUUAAUCUAAGACUGCUCCUGUCCGUGUCUUUUUUUUUUUAAUUGCAAAGACACUUAUUUUUAUUCGUACGCUUUAACAUAUGUGUAUACUCUUUUAUCAAAGUUAGAAUGAUAUUAUUAUAUUUGAUUUAUUGUUUAGUUAUAUUUUAAUUAUUAUAUGUAUAGAUAUGUAAUGUGUGUUAAAUUUAAUCUGAGACCUUUGGGUUUUUACAAAUACCUCGAUAAAUCUUUGCCUCAUAAUAAAUAAUUUUUUAUUUCGCGUGAAUGAAAAGAGACGGAAAAGUUUUAAAAGAAUAAGGGAUUUUUGAAAAGUCGGGUUAUAAUUAUUUUAUUUCUGAUGUAAAAGCGGAUUAAAAUAAAAUGGCGGGGUUUCAAAACUUGCAAACAAUCCGCCAGAGUUGGAAAUGGCGGUAGCGAUACAAAGUUAUAACUUUGAACCUCAAAAUUUUUGAAAUUCUUUUGGAAAAGUAGAGCGCGACUUUGAAAUUUAUUUCACGUGAAUGAGAAGCGACGGAAAAUUAUAAAAAAAUUAAUUAUGUAAGAGUCAGGCUCUAGUUGUUCAAUGUUUAGUGUAAAUGCGGGUAAAAAAAUGGCGGGGUUUUGAAACUCGGAAACAAUCCGCCAGAGUUAAAAAUGGCGGUAGUGGUAAAAAGUUUAAACUGAACCUAAAAAUUUAUAAAACAAUUUUGGAAAAGUGGAGCUAGACUUUUAUAUGAUUGAAAAAAAAGGUAUAACCGAGUAAUUUCCUCAUAGAUUGUGAUAUUUAUGCGUAAUGUAGGAUACUGAGGAAAAAUAGGCUAAAAAAUGUCCCUGCUGUUGAUUUUUCAGAGUUACGUGCUUCCUUGUACACUUUUAUUAAUUUAAUUAAACAACUAAUUCCUCUUGUUCAAAAUCUAAACUGACUCUCUGAAAAUCAACGAGGUUAGAAAUGAAAAAAAUUGCUAAACUUGCCACUUAAAGUUGAAUUUAUGAGCAGUUGGGCAGCUUUACUUAAAAAUUAAAGUGUUCAGUGACAUUUUUAUUUAUAAAACUUUGUAAAUCCGGUGUAAAGUACAAGACUCGUCGGUAAAAUUAUUUUAUUAAAUUAAAAAAAAAAAAAAUAUGCUUGUGUUAAAUUUAAUCGGCGAGUUUUGUCUAUUUGUUUACUAAUUACUUUGUUUGUUAUAAAAAGUACAAUUAAGAUGAGUGAGAUAUUCCAAAUAAUUGUGCAUCUGUAGUCUAAUCGUAUUGGUAGUACAUGUAGAAUUAUUAUUAUUAUUA
This is a messenger RNA of Microplitis mediator, 4752 nucleotides long. RefSeq names its product ataxin-7-like. The record is from RefSeq and is a predicted model, not a curated record. The transcript is spliced from 6 exons. Bases 290 to 2278 code for a protein of 662 amino acids. Lineage: Eukaryota; Metazoa; Arthropoda; Insecta; Hymenoptera; Braconidae.